Myotis lucifugus (little brown bat) is the source of this 1001-nucleotide messenger RNA. RefSeq names its product leucine-rich repeat-containing protein 37B-like. The transcript has 4 exons. The record is from RefSeq and is a predicted model, not a curated record. The annotation marks the transcript as partial. Gene Ontology annotation, molecular function: protein binding. NCBI's taxonomy places the organism in Eukaryota, Metazoa, Chordata, Mammalia, Chiroptera, Vespertilionidae.
AUGUCCGGGCUGCACAUGUGGGCCCCACGGUUCCUGUUCCUAUGGCAGCUGUUGUGGCUGCAGGUCCAGGCAGCUCCGAUUCCGGAGGUGGCCAUGGACUCUAUACUGCUGACCUCCAUGCCCCUGGGGCCCACCAAGCCCUGGUCUUGGGAUCAGCAAAAUCCUGCACACCUUGAACUUUCUUCUGUCAACCAUGAAGUCUCAGCUGUACUUGCAGAGGCCCCUGAGGAAACGGAACCUUCUCCAAACUCUCAGGAGGCUUUAGUUCAGCUUCCACGCCAACAAGAAGCUGCAACUCAGCCUGCAGUGUCCUCUGAGCUGUUGAAAUUUUUGUUGGACCACCACGGAGAUCAAGAUAAACAGCAACCCUAUGGAAGCGCCGGUUCAGGCUCCUGGCCAACCUUUCUAGCUGUGGACCUGGAGCUCACCAUCACUCCAGAGUCUACGGUGGAGACUGGUGCUACAGCCCUGCAACAGACUACAGCUCCUGCAAAGCACCCUGAGGUGACACUCCCACCGCCAGACACUGUUCAGGCGCAUCAGCCAACCUUUCCACCUUUGGACCUGGAGAUCACCAUCACUCCAGAACCGACUUUGGAGGCUGAUGUUACAGCCCUGCAGCAGACUACAGCUCCUGCAAAGCACCCUGAGGUGACACUUGAACAUCCAGAACUUCAGCCAACAGAGUCAUCAGAGACAGUUCCUCCAAUGACUGAACAGAGUGCCACCAUGAACAUCUGUGAGCUCUGUUCCUGCAGUAAUGGGACACUGUCAUGUAUUGGUUUUGGCUCAAAGCAGAGGCUCAACAGAGUGCCAGUACCAGAGCCCAGCACCUAUAAUGGCACCUUCACCAUCUUAAACUUGCAAGGAAACGCCAUCUCUUACAUUGGUAAAGAUACGUGGAAGUCAUACCAUUUGGUUGAGAAACUAAAUCUCAGUGCAAAUAAUUUGAGAGAAUUACGUAAAGAUUCAUUUGAAGGCCUGGCUUCCCUCCAGUAUUU